Messenger RNA from Cynara cardunculus var. scolymus (artichoke), 588 nucleotides. RefSeq lists its product as uncharacterized. The record is from RefSeq and is a predicted model, not a curated record. The transcript has a single exon. NCBI's taxonomy places the organism in Eukaryota, Viridiplantae, Streptophyta, Magnoliopsida, Asterales, Asteraceae. Bases 1 to 588 code for a protein of 195 amino acids.
AUGUAUGUAUACAAACUAGACACCGGAAACCGCCAACCGGACCCUCAUCACCACCCAUCAACGCCACCGCACACCACCGCCAAAAAAACCAUUUCCCGGAGCUUAGGAUCACUAUUACGAAGAUCUAAAACCUACAGGGAAAACAAUCACCACCACAAUGACGAUAAAGAAGAUCGAAAAGAAAUGGUCCAAGAAUCGUCAAAAAACACCAUAUUUCCGGCGAUCGAGGGCGGCAGGAGAUCGGUUCCGGCGAUGGAAGAUGGCAGGAAAUCGAUUACAGAUGGGAGGAAAACGGUUUCGGGAACCGGAGAAGGGAGGAAACUGGGGGCGGAAAUGGAGGUGGGGGCGGUGCUAGGGCGGAGAUCGGCGGAGAAUAGGGCGGAGAUGGUGAUGAUUAACGUCGGAUCGAUGGCGGAUUUGCUUCAUGUGAGGGUGUUAGUGACGGAUAUGCCGGCGUUUAUGCAGGUUCAUGCAUUCCGGUGUGCCAGAAAAACGUUCGAUAGUUUGGAGAAAUUUAGCCCCAAACAAAUUGCUUUAAACAUGAAAAAGGUACCCUUUUUAAAUUCAUUUCCGUUUGUACCAAAAUAA